This is a messenger RNA of Emiliania huxleyi CCMP1516, 1527 nucleotides long. RefSeq lists its product as hypothetical. The record is from RefSeq and is a predicted model, not a curated record. The transcript has 8 exons. Lineage: Eukaryota; Haptophyta; Isochrysidales; Noelaerhabdaceae. The coding region runs from base 1 to 1527 and encodes 508 amino acids.
AUGCACAUGGAGCCAGCUCCCGCCUCAGUACAUAACGGAGAUAUCGCUUCCUGUGUGGUGAAGGUUGAGGGAAGCUCGGAGCUGACCAGCGUCGCCGAGGCGCAUGUCGCUGCGCUCGACCAUUCGGGAGCGACCGCCGCGACCAAUACGCUGCAGCAGUCCGGGGUGCAGCCGCUGUCUUUGUGGCCACCAGCAGCACAGGGUGGCAGCGCAGCGGCAGAGAAUGGGCACACGCCACACUGUGCUGCGUCCGCGCUGUUUUGGCUCUGCAUCUCGCACCGCCGCUUCCAUACCCUCAGGCGGGCGCCGGGCGCAAAGGUGCCGCGAUGGUCAGAGGACGAGGAGACGAAGCUGCGCGCGCUGGUGAAGAGCGGGGUCAAGGAUUGGGCCAAAGUGGCUGCUGAGCUGGGCACUGGCCGCUCGCCGGCCGGCGUCGACCAACACUGGCAGAUCCUGUGCGGCGCGUUGGUGGUGCACGCGGCCUUCGAUGGUGAGGGCGCUGGAACGGACGUAACUCCAUUCGCCUCGGAGGAUGUGUCAUCCGCGGGCCAUCCUCCCGCCAAGCCGACAAAGCGCACGCGCCGAUCGUCGGGCAAGGUCGCGCGCUGGACGGCGGAGGAAGAGAUUCGGUUGAAGGAGCUCAUCGCAGAGACGCCCGAUGCCUCCUGGGGCGACAUCGCGGAGCGGCUAGGGACGGGGCGCUCCGGCGCGGGCAUUGACCAGCACUAUCAGAUCUUGAUGGGCAAGCGGAAGUCGUACUACGUGAGCGCGAGCGACCGGCGGAACGCAGCCGACGCCGCGAACGCAGCUCCGAUUGCGGUCGCCAUGGUCGACUCGGGCCCCGACCCCGCGAAUGGCGACGAGGAGGCACAGAUUGCCGUCGCCCGGCCAAUGGUGGAGUCGGGCGCAGUUGCGGGGGAGGGGCUUGGCGCCGCCGCGCAGAAUAGGGAGGAGGCCCCUUUGUGCGAGGCCGCCGCCGCGCCCUUUGCCGCAGCUUCACUGCACCAGGUCGGCGUAGGGCAGGCGUAUGGCAUGCCGCUGAUUCAGCCGGCGUACGGGGGCCAGGCGUACGGUACGCCUACGCCGGUGAUGCGGCCGGUCGACAGCGCUUUUGCGAUGGUGCCGCCCGCCGCCGACACGAGCCAAGCGUACGGCGCACCAGUUGCCCUCGCUGUGAUGGCGCCCGCCGCCGGCACGACCGCUGCCGACGCGAGCCAAGCAUACGGCGCGCCUCCGGUGGCGCAGUCGAUCGAAGCCACCAGCCAGGCAUACCAGGAGCUGCAGUCUGCCGGGAGCUGGUGCAGCGCGGACCAGUCCUAUAGCACGCCGUUGAGACAAUCUGCCGACACGGGGCAGGCGCACACCGCGCCGCAGAGCACUGACCAGGGCGCGCCCCUGACGCAGCCCGCCGAGCGUGGCUACUGCAUGCCACCGCCGGAGCUGCCAUUGGACGGCGGCGCGGCGGGGGAUGCGGCCGGUGCAGCCGGGAUUGCGCAUCCGCCAAUGGCCACGGGGCAGGCGCAGUAG